AUGUGCAAUGCAGAAGAAGAGACUCUUAUACAUGUUCUAUGGGAGUGUCCUGCAGCAAAUGAUUUAUGGGGUGAUGAUGCAAGCUAUGUCAAGAAAUGGACUAGAUCAGAGGUGGAUUUCCUGGAACUUUGGGAGCAACUUAGAUGCAGACUCAACAAGAACCAGCUAGAAGAGGUGGCAGUGAUGCUAAGGAAGGUAUGGCUCAAGAGGAAUGAAUGGAUUUUUGAAAAGAGAUGGGAUUGCCCCAGGAAUUCAUUUAUUGCCACAAGAGUAGCCUUACAAGAAUUUCAGGAGGUACAAGCUCAAGCUCAUCAAAGCUGGCAGAAGAAGGCACAACAGUUAUUGGAGACUUGGGAGAAACCAGAAAGGGGAUUUGUUAAGGUUAAUUGGAACGCCUCUUUGGAUGUAAAAAGAAAGAGAAUGGAGAUUGGUAUCAUUAUAAGAGAUGAAGAAGGAGAGGCUUUGGUGGCUGAGUGUGAUAUCAAGAAUAAUGUGGUAAAUGCAGCUGUUGCAGAAAGUUUGGCCUUGAGGAAAGCGGCUGAUUUGUGCUCAGAUCUCAAUAUUCAAAAAGCUAUUUUUGAGGGCGAUGCAAAGGAAAUAGUCGAGGCUGUACUGAGUGAGGAAGAAGCUGUUUUUGACUUUAGUUCUAUUAUUGAUGAUGUUAAGUUUCACUUCAGAAAAUAUGACACAUUGGUUUAUUCAAUUUGCUAG
Juglans regia (Persian walnut) is the source of this 711-nucleotide messenger RNA. RefSeq lists its product as uncharacterized. Gene Ontology annotation, molecular function: nucleic acid binding; RNA-DNA hybrid ribonuclease activity. The record is from RefSeq and is a predicted model, not a curated record. Lineage: Eukaryota; Viridiplantae; Streptophyta; Magnoliopsida; Fagales; Juglandaceae. Bases 1 to 711 code for a protein of 236 amino acids. The transcript has a single exon.